Molecule: messenger RNA, 795 nt
Organism: Manis pentadactyla (Chinese pangolin)
Lineage: Eukaryota; Metazoa; Chordata; Mammalia; Pholidota; Manidae
Gene: EMP3
Product: epithelial membrane protein 3
Exons: 5
Coding region: 229-720 (163 amino acids)
Cellular component (GO): plasma membrane
Source: RefSeq, a predicted model, not a curated record
GGGGAGGGGGAGCGAGGGAGGGAGGGAGGGAGGCCGGCGGCGAGAGGCGGGGGCCUUGAGAGGGUGGAAGGAGGGAGGGGAGGGCGGGGCGCGGAGGCCCAAGCGAGGGACUAGACUCCUACUCGGACUUUUUCCGCCGUUCUCGAAAUCAGCAUCUCACCUGCCUUUGUGCCAACCUCUUGAGACAGCCAUUUCCUGACGUCCCCCACCCCAGGCUUCCACGCAGCCAUGUCACUCCUCCUGCUAGUGGUCUCCGCCCUGCACAUCCUUAUUCUCAUCCUGCUUUUUGUGGCCACUUUGGACAAGUCCUGGUGGACCUUACCUGGGAAGGAGUCCCUGAAUCUCUGGUAUGACUGCACGUGGAACAAUGACAACAAAACGUGGGCCUGCAGUACUGUCAGUGAGAAUGGCUGGCUGAAGGCAGUGCAGGUCCUCAUGGUACUUUCCCUCAUCCUUUGCUGUCUAUCCUUCAUCCUGUUCAUGUUCCAGCUCUACACCAUGAGGCGAGGAGGACUCUUCUAUGCCACUGGCCUCUGCCAGCUUUGCACCAGCGUGGCAGUGUUUACUGGGGCGCUGAUCUACGCCAUUCACGCCCGGGAGAUCUUGGCAGAGCACCCGCCCGGGGGCAGCUUCGGAUACUGCUUUGCCCUGGCGUGGGUGGCCUUCCCCCUCUCCCUGGCCAGCGGCAUCAUCUACAUCCACCUGCGAAAGCGGGAGUGAGGGCCCCUCGGCCUCAUCCAGAAGCUCCCCCUCCUCCUCUGCUCGUCCCCAGGAAAAUAAAACCGUUUGACCACG